GUCCAGCUGAGCAAGAAAGUCCCGCAUCUGGAGGAGCACGUCCUUUGUGUCGGCUUCCCUGUUGGCGGCGACACCAUCAGCGUCACCAGUGGGGUCGUGUCGCGGGUUGAAGUCAUGACGUAUGCCCAGACAUGCUCCGAGCUCCUGGGGAUUCAAAUUGACGCUGCCAUCAAUAGUGGCAACAGCGGAGGACCUGCCUUCAAUGCCAACGGCGAGUGUCUGGGAAUGGCGUUCCAAAGCCUAUCUUCCGACCAAGCCGAGAACAUCGGCUAUGUGAUCCCGACGGUGGUGAUCAUGCACUUUCUCAACGACCUGUUGAAGCACAACGGGACCUACACUGGCUUCCCCACCCUGGGCAUCGAGACGCAAACCAUGGAGAAUGCGCAGCUCCGUGAGGCCUUUGGGAUGACGGCGAAGCAGAAAGGCCUGCUGGUCAACCGCAUCGCACCGACCUGCGCAGUGGCAAAGGUGCUGCAGCUGGGGGAUGUUCUUCUCUCCUUUGACAAGGAACCGAUUGCCAACGAUGGCACCAUCAUGUUUCGGAAGCACGAGCGCGUCGCUUUCUCAUGGCUCGUCGCUCAAAAGUUCUAUGGCGAACCUGCCGACAUGACAGUGCUACGGGACGGCAAACUGCUCGAGCUUCACCUGGACGACCUGCACCCACAGGCUUCCCUGGUUCCGGUGCAUCUCUUUAACACCAAGUUCCAGGUGCCGUCCUACCUCAUCGUGGCAGGACUGGUCUUCACCACCCUGUCCGUCCCCUUCCUCCGCUCUGAGUUUGGCGAGGAAUGGGAUUGUGAGGCCCCGGUGGAGAUCGUACAUCGCCUGAUGCAUCAGCGUGCUGAAGAGAAGGGCGAGCAGCUGGUAGUCCUGACCCAAGUCCUUGCGCACGACUUGACCGUCGGCUAUGAGGAGUUGGAAAACAUGCUGCUCGUGUCAGUGAACGGAGUGAAGGUCAAAAACCUUCGACAGGUCAUGGACCUCGUGGACACCACCAAAGAUGAGUUCCUCCGCUUCGCGCUGCACAACAACCUUCUCCUGGUGCUCAAGGCGGAGACUGCCAGAAAGGCAACUCCCGAGGCCCUUGAGAAGCACGGCAUCCCUGCACGAGCCAGCCCGGAGCUCGCCGAGGAUUCCGUGCCAGAAGGAGCGCCGCCGCCAAACCCGGAGGCCGCUUGA
This is a messenger RNA of Symbiodinium sp. CCMP2456, 1179 nucleotides long. NCBI's taxonomy places the organism in Eukaryota, Dinophyceae, Suessiales, Symbiodiniaceae. The record is from the annotation of a GenBank genome assembly.